AUGCCACCCACCACGGGGAUCCCGAAUAUCCACAAUCAACUCCGGCCGCGCAGGUCCCGAUGCAAAACAGGAUGUCUGUGCUGUCGUCUUCGGAAAAAGAAAUGCGACGAAAAUAGACCAACAUGCUCCAGCUGCAGUCGACUAGGACUAGAUUGUUCAUGGCUGACGUUUAAAGAGUUUGCCUGGCGGCGGCGCAUGGGGCUGUCGUCCAGCGACCCUGAUGGCCUGGGUACACCCGGAGGAAAGCCCCGACCGCUUGACAAUUUAUCUGGUCAAACCCAGCAGGACGACUCACGCGUCAACUUUGGGCAUCAUCCCAUCCAGAGGCAAAUAUCAACACCACGUAUCAAUUUCACCGGCCUGCCUGGACAGAAGGCGUCAUGGCUUUUGCAAACUUAUGUCGACAGAAUCGCGCCCCGUUUCCUGAGCAUCCCGAAAGGCUUCCGAAACCCAUUUGUGCAGGAUGUUCUUCCCAUGGCCUCCGCAGAUACGCUUGUGAUGAAUGUGGUGCUGGCUGUGGGAGGAUCAACGCAUGAUGUCGGUCGUCCAGUUGGCCGAUCAGAGGAAAGAGAAGUCCUCCAACAUUAUGGGCAGGCAAUUAGGGAGCUGGAGUUAGGUCUGACCAAAUGGGUAGCUGGAACACCAGGGGAAUGGGACGCCGUCCGGUUGUUUCUCACUGUCAUCCUUCUAAGUCAUUAUGAGAUAAUCCGAGGGAACAAGAAAGGUCAUCUCUUCCAUCACCUCCGCGCUGCUCGAGUAUUUGCGCCCACCAUUUACACCUUCAAGGAUGGCCAGUGGAGCGCGCUUGUCGGCGUCUUGCUCGAGAACUACGUCUACUUUGAACUCUGCUCCGGUCUGCGUUUGGUCCCUGACCAGAUUGACAUCCAAGCCGCAGCCCAAUGCGUCGUCCCCCAGCUCGACAGCCUACGCAAAUUGAACACCUGGGGAGUGAUGUUUGGCAGUACGUCGGAGAUCUUCGAACUCGUACCUGACAUUUGUGAGCUGGCCUUGCGUCGGAAAGAGGAACUAGCUACUGGAAAGGAUUUGCACUGCGAAGAGACAUUCCAGAACCUCAAGACAGCCAUCACCGGUUGGAGAAGGGAUGCAGAUGACGACGACGGCUUCUCUACAGAUGAAGCAUUUUCUCAGGGCAAGAUCGCCGCCGGGAUCGUCUCCCAGAAUGCGCUAUUCCUAUUCCUCAUGUCUUCUUAUCUGCAGGACCAGGAUCAGGAGUAUCUUCGGCAGAUCUCGGGACCCCUGGUCGACGCGAUGAUUGAGGUUGCACCUAUCCUGCGCAAGACGACCUUUGUAAAUACUAGUUUCUGGCCAGUGAUCGUGACUGCAUCAUAUGCCACUACAGCAGCACAGCAUAAGAGCAUUGUGGAGUAUUUCCCACUGAUCAUGCCGGUUGUUGCGCGCGCCUUGGAGGUCUUGCAGUGGAUCUGGGAUGAUCCAGAAGGCGUCUUUGGCUUAUCAGGGAUGGCAAAGGUGAUUGAAUCACAUAAGACAAGUUACUGCUUUGGGUGA
Molecule: messenger RNA, 1527 nt
Organism: Penicillium mononematosum
Lineage: Eukaryota; Fungi; Ascomycota; Eurotiomycetes; Eurotiales; Aspergillaceae
Product: Zn(II)2Cys6 transcription factor
Exons: 2
Coding region: 1-1527 (508 amino acids)
Biological process (GO): positive regulation of transcription by RNA polymerase II
Cellular component (GO): nucleus
Molecular function (GO): transcription cis-regulatory region binding; zinc ion binding; DNA-binding transcription factor activity, RNA polymerase II-specific
Source: RefSeq, a predicted model, not a curated record